Messenger RNA from Rhododendron vialii, 2179 nucleotides. RefSeq lists its product as uncharacterized. The record is from RefSeq and is a predicted model, not a curated record. Gene Ontology annotation, cellular component: vacuole. The transcript has a single exon. Lineage: Eukaryota; Viridiplantae; Streptophyta; Magnoliopsida; Ericales; Ericaceae. Bases 317 to 1819 code for a protein of 500 amino acids.
UCCAGCAACAGCAAGUUCAGCAACUUAUCUUUGUCUGGACUCCACAGCCUCCUCUUGCUGCCACCAAAGUCCAUUGAGUAAUUCUAUCUCUCACCUCUGUAGUCCCCUCCGAUUGUUACCUUUCAACUGUUCCCAGCAACCCUUCCCCUUCCAUCUCACUCCAAUCCCUCUCUCUCUCUCCAAACCAUCGAAGCCCAACCCAGAUCACACAGCUCUAAAAAUCUUUCAAUCCAUUGAAUAGCAGCACCAAUUUUUCUCCAGGAUACCCAGAUCACAAAAUCUUGAAUUUUCUGUAUCUAUAUCUCUAUACACAGACAUGGGUUCAGACACUAACUUGACCUCAACCAUCAAGCCCAUCCCAGUUCCAACUCAAGAAGAAGACCCACCAAACCCAACCACAGCUCUCCUCUCCUUCAACACAGACAACCCCUCACCUCCUCCACCAUCAAAACCCUUCACCACCACCCUCCUCUUCAUCUCUCUCCUCCUUUCCACCUGCAUCGCCUUCUCCGCCGCGGCCGCCUUCGCCUUCCUCUUCUUCUCCUCCUCCUCCUCCUCAAAACCCCAUUCCCAAUCCCCACCAAAUUCCAAUCAUACCCCUCAAACCCUGACCGAUUACGCUCGUCCGCUUAAAAGACUCAAUCAUCCAGUUGUCCUCUUGAUCUCCUCAGAUGGUUUUCGGUUCGGGUACCAAUACAAGACCCAAACCCCCAACAUCGAUCGCCUGAUCGAAAACGGGACCGAGGCCGAAAUGGGUCUGAUUUCUGUUUUUCCAACCCUAACUUUCCCAAACCAUUACUCAAUUGUCACCGGUUUAUACCCAGCUUAUCAUGGGAUUAUUAAUAACUAUUUUACUGAUCCACAUACUGGGGAGUAUUUCAAUAUGGGCAGUCAUGAGCCCAAGUGGUGGUUGGGUGAACCCUUGUGGGAGACUGUGGCUAACCAUGGCUUGAAGGCUGCAACCUAUUUCUGGCCUGGCUCUGAGGUAAAAAAGGGUUCUUGGACUUGUCCUGAGGGUUUAUGUAUGUUUUAUAAUGGUUCAGUUCCUUUUGAGAAUCGUGUCGAUACUGUUUUAGAGUACUUUGAUUUGCCCGUUGGUGAUAUUCCAGUGUUUAUGACAUUGUAUUUCGAGGACCCCGAUCAUCAGGGUCAUCAGGUAGGACCUGAUGAUCCUGAGAUCACUGCUGCAGUUGCUAGGAUUGAUAGGAUGAUUGGGAGGUUGAUUGAAGGGUUGGAAAAAAGAGGGGUUUUUGAGGAUGUGAACAUAAUUAUGGUGGGUGAUCAUGGGAUGGUUGGUACAUGCGAUAAGAAGUUGAUUUUUCUUGAAGAUUUGGCACCAUGGAUUGAUGUUCCGAAGGAUUGGGUUCAAUCUUAUAGUCCAUUGCUUGCAAUUCGUCCACCGGCAGGUUGGUCUCCGGCAGAUGUGGUGACAAAGAUGAACAAAGGAUUGAGUUCGGGGAAAGUGGAGAACGGGCAAUAUUUGAAGGUUUAUCUAAAGGAGGAUUUGCCUAGUCGGCUGCAUUACUUUGCAAGCGAUAGGAUUUCGCCCAUUAUAGGGCUGAUUGAAGAGAGUUAUAAGGUGGAACAGAAGGGAUCGAAGAGAAAAGAGUGUGGAGGAGCACACGGUUAUGACAAUGCGUUCUUCUCAAUGAGGACUAUUUUCAUAGGCCAUGGUCCUCAAUUUUCUAGAGGAAAAAAAGUCCCAUCUUUUGAGAAUGUGCAGAUAUACAAUUUGGUCACUUCCAUUCUCAAUAUACAAGGAGCCUCCAAUAAUGGGACCACGUCGUUUCCGGAUUCUGUUAUUUUACCUAGCCACUGAUAUCCAUGGAGCUAGCAUUUCCGAAAUGGAAUCUGUUAUGAGGCCGUAAGUAUUCUGCAGUGCUUGAUCUUAUAUUAUGCAGAUUACAUCGUGAUGGAGUAUUUCCUGUGGGCUUUACACGAGGUAAUAAACCUAUAUCCUUGGCAAUCAGUUGGGUCACCUUUUGACUAGGGUAUAUGAGAAAUAAUGGAGAUCCUUCCAUUUUCUUGGCUCCUAUGUUUUGAUCUGCACAUGUAAAAGUUGCAGCAUAGCAUCUCAAUUGUAAUCUUGUAGAUUCUACAGCUAGCGCUUGGAUGUUUGUAGAUGAUGUGUAUUGGGAUUUUAGGAAUUUAUUCAUAUUAUUGAUUCAGAUUUGGAUGA